CCCCCUUCCCCUGGGCGCGAAUCUUUGUCAGGAUGCGCUCCGACACUGAGUUGCCUUGCCGCGGCUUUUGUCACCUUCUUCCUCCUCUCGCUCCCCUAGCCCUCCGCACCCUCGCCCCUCUUGUCCUCCCUCCCCUUCUUGUCCUCUCCCACUUCCACACACGUCUCUCCCCCCUCCCUCCCCCUGUCACCUGUGUCUUUCCGCCCACCCCGAGCCAUGGCCAGCACCGCGCUCCUUUCGCCGGGUGGUCUCCCCGGGCACUACUCAACAGGGGCAUCCUCCACUGGAGGAGGCACAGGCAUGAUGUCCGCUGGUUUGGCCGAGUUGGAUUCCUUCGAGUCGCUCAUCCUCCUGUCGAUCGAGGAGCUCCUGGACAAGUUCCCCUCGCCGCCUACCAACACUCCCUCCUUCGACCCGGAGCCAGUUGUUCCCGCCAGCAUCUCUUCAAGCAUUCCUGGGGCCGGGGCCGUUUCCGGAGGCUCUUCCUCCAUUUCUCUGGCCCCUGCGACUGGCACGCCCGAGCCGGCUUCGUUGGCCGUUUCCGCGACAGCUGCCACAGCGUCUCCCGCUGGCGGCGCUUCCUCCCCGGUGGCGCUUCCCUCGCCCGGGGCAGCCUCCUCGUCCACCGGCCCUGCAGCGACCGUUGCCGGGGCCACCGCCGCGGCACCAAUCGCCUCCUCCGCGGCUUCUGCACGCGCACCUGGGCCGUCUCUUUCUCUGGAGGUCUCACGCAGCCUGGAUGUCGCCGCUCCGGAGUCCCCGUCAUCUGCGGCGCCCAGUGGGCUCCUCUCUCCCCAGCCGAACCGAGAUUAUGAGGAUCUCCUGCGGCGCGCCACCAAGGGUGUCAUCGGACCGAAGGAGCAACAACUCCUGUACAGCUACAUCUAUCAGUUGUCACCAACCUCCUACAAUGCCAUGCAGUCGAAGGUCCUCAGUGACGCCAAGAAUCCCAUCCUCCGAACCCGGAAUUCGGUCCUCAGUGACAUCGUCAAUCGUAACUCCGGUCCACCGCUCGCCGAAGUCAGCAACUACUACAUCAACUUCAACGGCAUCACGGCCCCCAUUGGCCAGGCCAUUGUGGAGAAGAUCUUCAUCCACAACAAGAUGGGCAAGGUCAAGUUUAAGUUCAACCUCCCUCCGCGGGAUAUUCGCUACGACUUGGAGGUGACCCCCCUGUCGGGACGAGUCAAGUCCUCCGGACGCGGCCCGCGCGAAGAGAUCAUCUUUAAGCUCACCUGCAAAACCACGGUCCACAUCCAGGACAUCAUCAUCAUGGAGGUCGAGGGCGGGCCGCAUCAUCUCUUCUGUCUGAACAUCCAAAGUGAGCCUUCCAUGUUCGGCAUGGCGAUCUCCACGAUUGAGCUGAUCCCGGAUCAGAUCUUUGCCGAGCACAUCUUCGAAGUCCCGCCAGUACUGGUCACUCUCAAGACCCUGCUGACGCAGCACAAUGGCUACUCAGCGCCCGGGAUCUUCCGCCUCUCAAAUGAGGAUGGUGACACGACCACCCUCCUUCGGUCGCAAAUCAAUCGCCACAAGGGCGACCCCCAGGGGAUCCAGGUGGAAGAUGUAUAUGCGGUGGCCAAUCUGAUCAAGAUUUGGUUCCGCGAGCUCCCGGCAUGCAUCUUGUCCGACCUGCCAGCUGAGGCACUUGCAUCCACCGAUGAGGCUGCCUGCUACGAGGCCCUUUGCACUCGGGUGCCGAACCCGGCUCGGUCGAUCGUCUUCUGGCUCCUGGAUCUCAUUUGCCAAGUGGCACUCUUCAGCUCGGUCAACGGCAUGAGUCUCAAGGCGCUGGCAAACAUCAUCGGGCCAAAUCUUUACUUCACAACGGGCAGCUCGGCAUUGCCGCCACUCGAGUCGCUGCGUCUGUCGCAGCAAAUUGCCAACUUCGUCUUUGCGCUCCUGUCCAAGCGCGCGAAGAUCCACUCCUGAGCGUGCACCACCCCCUGUUCACGGCUUUUCCGCAUCUUCCCCCGGCCCUCGCCUCUUCAAGAGGCAUAUAGACACCCCCCCCCCCUCUCUC
Fonticula alba is the source of this 2023-nucleotide messenger RNA. RefSeq lists its product as hypothetical. Gene Ontology annotation, molecular function: GTPase activator activity. The coding region runs from base 217 to 1932 and encodes 571 amino acids. The record is from RefSeq and is a predicted model, not a curated record. The transcript has 7 exons. Gene Ontology annotation, biological process: signal transduction. NCBI's taxonomy places the organism in Eukaryota, Rotosphaerida, Fonticulaceae.